Molecule: messenger RNA, 3245 nt
Organism: Nerophis lumbriciformis (worm pipefish)
Lineage: Eukaryota; Metazoa; Chordata; Actinopteri; Syngnathiformes; Syngnathidae
Gene: asic2
Product: acid-sensing (proton-gated) ion channel 2
Biological process (GO): sodium ion transmembrane transport
Cellular component (GO): plasma membrane
Molecular function (GO): ligand-gated sodium channel activity
Source: RefSeq, a predicted model, not a curated record
CGUCCAUGUGUUGGCAUGUCCGUAGCAGCGUGAGAUGAAGCUUUGCGUGCCGGGGGGAUGUUGAGGACAGGCGAGCACGUGGACGUCAAGGUGGUCGGAGGGAUCCUUCAGACUAGCAAUGAGCUGCCUCUCCGAGUCCAAUUAAAGCUGCUCGUCAUCCCGCUGACGAGACGAUCGCAGGCUUGAAAGGUAGACACGCUCGGACGGAACUAAGCGGAGGACGCGAGCGGGAGUCUGUGAUGUGUUCCACUCUCAUCUUUGAUUGAAUUACAUUCUCCCCUCACGUUUGACGCCCUCCCCUUCAUUCUUUUCUUUUCUGCCAGCCCUCCGUGGUUUGUAUUCCGUCCUCCUCUGUCCCUCCUUCCCCUCCCUCCUCUUUUGCGUCGCUCGCCGUCUCAUCCUCUCUCGCUCGCUGUCACACAAACUGCGGUGGAUGCUCGCCUCGAAGCCUCCCUGCUUGGAGCGCAAUUCUGCUUUCUGCUGAGUCGGACCGUCGGCGGCGUCUCGGAUCGGGAGAGCGGCAGAGAUGACCAACAAGUCUCCCGCGCCGAGUUAACCGGCGUGAAGAUAUCAGAGGGUGUCUUCCACAGAGGAGGUCAAUACUGUUGCGGUCCGGGUGUGGAUUACGGUAGUGGAUUUACCCUGGAGCUUCAUGUGGGCCUCAGCCCCUGAGGCCGGGCUGGGAAGUGAAGAUGUCCCCGUGGUUGUAGUAGCGCUGUGGGCAGCCAUGACCCAAGAGGGGCGCUGUCUCCGGCGGGGAUCCCCGGCUGUAAUCAGAAGGGGCGGUCAGAAGCGUCCCGUGACGCCGGCCGUGACUCGGGUCGCUUCCACUUUGCUGUCAAGGACACGCCUCCACGGUCUGAGGCAAGUUUGCGUCCCCGGUGGCUCGGUGGGCCGCCGGGUCUUCUGGCUGCUGGCCCUCUGCACCUCCUUCGGGCUGCUCCUGUCCUGGUCGUCCAACCGACUACUCCACUGGCUCUCCUUCCCCACUUACACCCGGAUCCACACCGAAUGGGCCAAAGAACUGGCCUUCCCCGUGGUCACCAUUUGCAACAACAACCCCAUCCGCCUCUACAAGCUCACCAAGAGCGACCUGUACUUUGCCGGACACUGGUUAGGUCUGCUGCUGGCCAACCGUACUGUAAGACCCAUGGUUCUGGACCUGCUCCAGGAGGACCGCCGGGCCUGGUUUGGGAAGCUGUCGGACUUCCGGCUGUUUCUGCCUCCCAGGAACUUUGAGGGGACCAACUUGGAGUUUAUGGACCGACUCAGCCACCAGCUUGACGACAUGCUCCUCUCCUGCAAGUUCAGAGGAGAACCCUGCGGGGCUCACAACUUCUCUUCCGUGUUCACCAGGUACGGCAAGUGCUACAUGUUCAACGCGGCCGAGGACGGCAAGUCGCUGCGCACCACCAUGAAGGGCGGCACGGGGAACGGCCUGGAGAUCAUGCUGGACAUCCAGCAGGACGACUACCUGCCGGUUUGGGGGGACACAGAGGACACGGCAUUUGAAGCGGGGGUGCGAGUCCAAAUCCACAGCCAAGCGGAGCCUCCGUUUGUGCACGAGCUGGGUUUCGGCGUGGCGCCCGGCUUUCAGACUUUUGUAGCCACGCAGGAACAGAGGCUGACCUUCCUGCCUCCCCCGUGGGGAGAGUGCGAGUCCAAGGCGCUGGAGUCGGGCUUCUUCCAGGUGUACAGCGUGACCGCCUGCAGGAUCGACUGCGAGACUCGCUACAUCGUGGAGAACUGUAACUGCAGGAUGGUGCACAUGCCCGGGGACGCCUUGUACUGCACCCCCGAGCAGUACAAAGACUGCGCCGAACCCGCCCUCGCUAAGCUGUCGUCGGCGGAGAGCGGCAGCUGCGUGUGCAGGACGCCGUGCAACAUGACGCGCUACAACAAGGAGCUGUCCAUGGUCAAAAUCCCCAGCAAGACGUCGGCGCGCUACCUGCAGAAGAAGUUCAACAAGUCGGAGAAGUACAUCUCGGACAACAUUUUGGUGUUGGACGUCUUCUUCGAGGCGCUCAACUACGAGACCAUCGAGCAGAAAAAAGCCUACGAGGUGGCAGGCCUGCUGGGUGACAUCGGGGGCCAGAUGGGCCUCUUCAUCGGCGCCAGCAUCCUCACCUUCCUGGAGCUUUUCGACUACGCCUACGAGGUGGUGCGGGAGCGACUCCUGGACCUGCUGAGUCCAGAGGACGAAGAGGAGGGUCGCAGGGGAGAUGUGACUUCCUGCGAUCCGGUGGCCAACCACUCAGAGUCCAUCAGCCACAGCGUGGCCGUCCCUCUGCAGACCACCUUGGGCACCCUGGAGGAGAUCGCCUGCUGAGGCCCCGCCCCCCUCCCUGCCUCCUCCGAGGCCGCCUCCUGAGGCAAAGGCCGCGCCCUCCGUCGAGACACGGCAGGAGGAGGCAAACAAGGACGGCGGGCGCGCCCAGUCACCCUGUGGAGGCCUCAGCGGUGCCAGACGGGGGCCGGGCGGGGGUCCAGGGACCUUAGCAUCACCCAUUCCUGCCACACGGACGCAGUGCAACAGUAGCGAGUCGGCGCGCCUCGCUCCAAGUGUGGCUCGCUCUCGUAAACGUCGCCCCCCUGCUGGACGCCCGCGCACACCUGGAAUGUACAGCUUGAACCUUGAACCUUGCAUGGUUCAUCCUGAGAGAAUGACCUUUGAAGGGAGGUCCCACUCCCACUGUUAUGUCCGAAGGUAAGUGUUGUAAGAUGAUGUUGUGUCCAUCAACCAAAAGACGCCAGACAAGUUUUACAGACAAUUUGUCCUCAUAUUUCUGCUUUUUUGGAGUACUUUUUUGUAAUUCUGCUGUAAAAUAAUGCAUCAGUGUGUGUGCCCCUCCCCCACACAAACAAAGAGUUGUUUCAGAGCGAGCAGGCGCUGACAUUUCAGACUGGUAGAAUGUCAAGGACACAAUCUGGGACGCUCCUCUCAGCAGCAACAUCUGGAAUAUUCCUCAUAUUUGUGAUGAUUUGAAUCCACAGGAUCAUCCCAGCAUGAACAUCUGGCUCGUCGUGUGGAAUGAAAAAACUCACUGGAUUUUUUUUUUUUGGUUUUAGUUUUUAUUAUUAUCUAUUCUGAUUUCCUGUCUGCGCUCCAAAGACGCCGUCUUCGUGUUCCGUCUCAUCCCGAAAUGCAAACACGGUUCCUCUUUGCCGCUUUGUGGCUGUGCAAAAAAACAAGAAACGUGUGUGUUUUCAGUGUGACGCCAUUAAAUGAAAACAAUGUUUUGCAG